Messenger RNA from Brassica napus (rape), 2458 nucleotides. Its product is annotated as SNARE-interacting protein KEULE. The record is from RefSeq and is a predicted model, not a curated record. Gene Ontology annotation, molecular function: syntaxin binding. The coding region runs from base 184 to 2184 and encodes 666 amino acids. Gene Ontology annotation, biological process: vesicle-mediated transport; intracellular protein transport. Lineage: Eukaryota; Viridiplantae; Streptophyta; Magnoliopsida; Brassicales; Brassicaceae. Gene Ontology annotation, cellular component: plasma membrane; secretory granule. The transcript is spliced from 21 exons.
AAAAAUAAUUUUAAUUUAGUUAUUAUAAAAAUAAAAAAAAGGUAGCUUUCUCUUCAUCGGUCUUCGCCUCGUCAUUUGUCGUUCGCGAUCUUCAAUCUCUCUCUCUUUGUCUCUGGUCGACCUUUUUGUUCGAUUCGUCGAUCGGAGAUAUUGACCGGAGUCAGAAGCUUGUAGAUCGCAGCCAUGUCGUACUCCGAUUCCGAUUCGUCGUCUCAGGCCGCCGACUACAAGAAUUUCCGGCAGAUUACACGCGAACGACUCUUGUAUGAGAUGCUUAGAUCUGCGAAGACAGGGAGCUCAAAAUCCACCUGGAAGGUACUAAUCAUGGACAAACUUACUGUCAAGAUAAUGUCCUACGCCUGCAAAAUGGCUGAUAUCACACAAGAAGGAGUUUCAUUGGUUGAAGACAUUUUUAGACGAAGACAACCUCUACCUUCAAUGGAUGCCAUUUACUUCAUCCAGCCAACUAAAGAGAACGUCAUCAUGUUCUUGUCAGACAUGUCUGGGAAAUCACCAUUGUACAAGAAGGCAUUUGUUUUCUUCAGUUCCCCGGUUUCCAAGGAGCUGGUUGGUCACAUAAAAAAAGAUUCGAGUGUAUUACCUCGGAUUGGAGCAUUGAGAGAGAUGAACUUGGAGUUCUUUGCUAUCGAUAGCCAGGGUUUCAUCACCGAUCAUGAGAGAGCUCUAGAGGAUCUUUUCGGUGAUGAGGAAACUUCUCGAAAGGGCGAUGCGUGCUUAAAUGUGAUGGCUUCUCGAAUUGCCACAGUCUUUGCUUCACUGCGGGAAUUUCCAACAGUACGAUACCGCGCUGCAAAGUCACUUGACGCAUCGACAAUGACAACUAUGCGCGAUUUAAUUCCCACGAAGCUAGCAGCUGGAAUCUGGAACUGUCUAGCAAAACACAAACAGUCGAUUGAAAAUUUCCCACAGACUGAAACGUGUGAGCUACUCAUCCUCGACAGAUCCAUAGAUCAGAUUGCCCCUAUUAUACAUGAGUGGACUUAUGAUGCUAUGUGCCAUGAUUUACUGAAUAUGGACGGAAACAAAUAUGUACACGUGAUUCCAAGCAAGUCAGGUGGACAACCAGAGAAGAAAGAUGUGCUCUUGGAGGAACACGAUCCUAUUUGGCUAGAGCUUCGACAUGCACAUAUAGCAGAUGCUAGUGAAAGAUUGCAUGACAAGAUGACCAAUUUCUUAUCGAAAAACAAAGCCGCUCAGCUUCAGCAUGGUAAGAGAGAGGGAAGUGAAUUUUCCACGAGGGAUUUGCAGAAGAUGGUUCAAGCAUUGCCACAAUACAGUGAACAAAUUGACAAGCUGUCUCUCCAUGUGGAGAUUGCUAGAAAAAUCAACAACCUUAUCAGAGAGCAGGGACUUCGGGAGCUUGGACAACUUGAACAAGACCUUGUCUUUGGUGAUGCUGGGAUGAAAGAUGUGAUAAAAUAUUUGAGUACUCAAGAGGAGGCAAGUCGUGAAGGUAAGUUACGCCUGCUGAUGAUCCUCGCAACAAUUUACCCUGAAAAAUUCGAAGGGGAAAAAGGUCAAAAUCUAAUGAAGCUGGCAAAACUCCCUUCUGACGACAUGAGCGCUGUGAAUAAUAUGAGAUUGCUUGGUUCAGCCGUCGAUGCUAAAAAGAACACUCCGGGAGGUUUCACUUUGAAGUUUGAUCUCCACAAGAAGAAACGAGCUGUCAGGAAAGAGCGCCAAGAGGAAGCAGCAUGGCAGCUAUCUCGUUUUUACCCCAUGGUUGAGGAACUCAUAGAGAAGCUUGGCAAAGGAGAAUUGCCGAAAGAGGAUUACCCAUGUAUGAACGACCCGAGCCCGAGUUUCCACGGAUCAACCUCGCUUUCUUCAUCAGCAAGUAGUAAUCAAGGUCAAGCUGCUCAGUCCAUGAGAUCAAGACGCACACCAACUUGGGCUAAACCUCGUGGCUCAGAUGAUGGAUACUCAAGUGAUUCGGUGUUGAGACAUGCGUCUAGCGAUUUCAGAAAGAUGGGACAGCGAAUAUUUGUGUUUAUUGUUGGUGGAGCGACAAGAUCAGAGUUAAAAGUAUGUCACAAACUAACCACGAAACUCAAAAGAGAAGUAAUCCUCGGGUCCACAAGCCUCGAUGAUCCUCCACAGUUCAUAACGAAACUGAAGCUCCUGUCUGCAAAUGAGCUAUCCAUAGACGAUCUCCAGAUAUGAGAAUCAAGAUCUCAAGUCAAACAAAUCCUGGUAUUUGUUCUUUGAUCUCCUAUUCUAAUUUGUAACCAAGUUAAAGACAUGUAAAAGGGAUAAAAAAAAAUCAAUCAGAUUUUGAGAUCAUGACUGUAAGUUUACCCUUAUUGUUUGUCGUCUGAAGAUGUAAAGCGACUCAUAAGGUUGACUUCGAUAUCUUUUACUAUUGUCUUGUUAAAUUUGAUUGUGUAAAUUACCCUAAAUCGUUCGUUUUGCUAUCUCAUAGUUUACUUUCUGAUCA